AUGGUAGUGAAGAAGCCUAAUCAGUCUGUCACACAGAGCAUCAGCCCCAUUUUGUCACAAGGCUCCAAAAGUAUUCUCUCCCCACCUCGUUCACUGAUCCGUGAGAGUAACAAUGACAAGAAGAUCCUGGAACUGACCAAUCAGAUCAUCCACCUGCUGACUGGAGAGGUUCCUAUAAGGUGUGAGGAUGUCACUGUCUAUUUCUCCAUGGAGGAGUGGGAGUAUCUAGAAGGACACAAAGAUCUCUAUAACGACAUGAUGAUAGAGUAUCACCAGAUCCUCCACUCACUGGGUAAAUCUGUACCCGAUGGAUUCCAUGCCCUUCUUUCUGUGCCCAAUUAUGGAGCCAAAGAUGAAGCUGUGAUUAAAAAGUAUGAUUCAGAAAAAUGUCUGAAAUUCAACAAACCAAGAAAAAAACCAACUAAAUCAGUAACAUAUGUGUCACAAGGAUCGCCUAUAUAUGGUGAUGGAAAAUUCACAAACACGGACGACAACGAAAUUACAGAACAUAGAGUGACGCAUUCUCCUCAUUCUAUGGAGAAAUCAGUUUCAUGUGAAGAAGUAAAUACGACAGAGACUGACAUUCAUACACCCACAGAACGUACACAGACAGAAAAUCCAUCUACUCCUAUUAAAGAGGAAUCGUCCUCAUGUGAGGGACAUUUCCCAGACCUGGACAUUCAUACAUCCACAGAGCCUACACAGACUGAGUACUUACUUACCCCUAUUAAGGAAGAGCCAACAUCAUAUGAAGAGGCACAUUUCAAUGCUAUGGACCCUUAUGCAUCCACAGAAAAUACACAGGCAGAAUAUACAUCCACUCAAAUUAAGGAGGAAACAGUAUUACAUGACCAGGGAAAUUGUAAUGUUACAGAACGUACAUUGAUGGAGGAUGCAUUUACUUAUAUUGAAGGAUAUUUAAAUUCACCGAGGAUUCCUUCUAAGAAAUACUUAUCGGAAUAUAGAAAUCUGGAUUAUAUUAAUCAUAACUUAAUUAAAUCUCCCAUAUACAGACAUAGACCAAAAGGUUUUUGCAAAAAUUCUGCACUUGUAAAACAUCAUUCUGUUUGUACAGAAAACAAGCCGGCUUCUUCGGAAACAGGAAAAGUCAUCUUAUCUGAGUCUGAUCUCAUUCUACAUGAGAAGAAUCACAGAGAAAAUAAACAUUUGUCAUGUUCUGGAAGUGGGGAUCACUUUUUAAAUCUUUUUAAACAUCAGAGCAUUCACACAGGGGAACAGCUGUUCUCAUGCUUAGAAUGUGGGAAGUCAUUUAACGUAAGGCAUACUCUUCUUAGGCAUCAGAGGAUUCACACGGGUGAGAAACCAUUUAAAUGCACUGAAUGUGGGAAAUGUUUUAACUUGAAGCAUAAUCUUACAACGCAUCAGAAAAUUCACACUGGAGAAAAACCAUUUAUAUGCAGUGAAUGUGGGAAAUGCUUUAACAAAAAGUCUAGUCUCAUUAGGCAUCAGAAGGUUCAUACAGGAGAAAAACAAUUUAAAUGCACUGAAUGUACAAGGUCUUUUAGCCUAAAACGCAAUCUUAUUGCGCAUCAGAGGAUUCACACAGGUGAUUUAUCCAUUAACAUGCAGUAG
This is a messenger RNA of Pelobates fuscus (common spadefoot toad), 1593 nucleotides long. RefSeq names its product oocyte zinc finger protein XlCOF7.1-like. NCBI's taxonomy places the organism in Eukaryota, Metazoa, Chordata, Amphibia, Anura, Pelobatidae. Gene Ontology annotation, biological process: regulation of DNA-templated transcription. The record is from RefSeq and is a predicted model, not a curated record. The coding region runs from base 1 to 1593 and encodes 530 amino acids. The transcript has 3 exons.